AUGGCUCCCGCGUUCAGAGCGACGGAAGGAUCGGCAAACGUCUCGACGGAACUUCGCAGGGCAGGAGCUAAGGCUAAUGCGUCCGGAAAGCCGGCGAUUGCUGAAGCCGUGAGCAGCGCGAGCGGUUCUGACAGGUUCCAAACUGCUGCUGAGAACGGUCCUGGUUCUGGCUGUAGUAGACUCCUAGCGUCUGCCGCCAGUGCUGCCGUUUCCUCCGGCGUGGUCGUUAACGCCUCAGAAGUACAAACAUCCGGGACCGCGGUUAUUACCGACGCGUGUCCCUCGUUCGUAAAUUCCGAGCUGGCUACGUGUGACCUGGCUGCGAGAAUGGCGGAUCAUGCGGACGUGGCAGCUGAACUGGAUGGGGACGGACACAACCACGAGCACCCACGAUGUUCGCCAGUGCUUCGUCGCAAACCGAUGGACGUGCCUAUGAAGAUGGUUCGCCAGCUCUUCGCGACGGGCGAUAAUAAUCACACGGGAUUGGACGAAAGGAAAGAGGACGGCGUGAGGGACACGUGGACCGAGUCCUUGGAGCCUGAUUUUCAGUUCUCUGAUAUGAAUGUGCUUAUGUCGAGCGGGCUUGAUGGCAUAACGUUCGAUUCGUCGACCGGAGAGUGUGCUGGAGAGGGGGAUGACGCAUCUGACGCGAAGGGAAGAGAGAAAGGCGAAGAGGACAAGGAAGGGGAAGAGGAGGGAUUGGAAGAGUUUGAAGAAGAAAUAGAAUUGGUGAUUGAGGAAUAUGAUGUGAAGGAAGAGGUGGAGGUCGGAGAGAAGGGUGAGGAGCAAGAGGAUGAAUUGGAAGAGUUUGAAGAAGAAACAUUCUCGAUUGAGGAAGAUGAUGUGAAGGAAGAGGUGGAGGUUCGAGAGAAGGGCGAAGGCAAGGAGCAAGAAGAAAGCGACAGUGAUGAGGACGAGGAUGAGAAGGAGUUGGAGGAGGAAGAAGAGGAAAUGGAGGAUGGCUAUUCGAUUGUUCUAAAGGUUGGUCAGGUUAUGUUGCCAUGCAAGGUGAGGUACGACAACGAGGAGAUUGUUCAGAUUGUGAAAGCAGUGGACGAUUCGGAGAUUGUGGAGGUGGUUGAUGACGUGGCAGAUAACGAUGACGUGGCAGUCCAUGACGUGGACAGGCACAAGGACUGCCAAGGACACGGCCGAACCUGCACGUCUCUUACUGCGGCCAGUGGCAGCCCGCCACGUGUCCUCUCCCUGUCCAUGGAGAAUUCCUCCCCUCCCGCUCCUUCCUCACCCACCUCUCCUCUCCACUAUCCGCCCAUCUCCUCCUCCCCGCCUCCCACUGAGUCCCUAGAGCAAUUGCUCGCACCUCCCACCAUCCCCACACCUCCCUUUCCACCCCCUCGUAAGAGCAUCCUCAAGCCCUCGUUUGUGGAACGCUGCGGUAACGCAGCGUCCUCCUGCAGGGUCACGAGUGGCAAUGCCAUGGGAACCGCGGGUCGGAAGCGGCAGAGGGAAGGGAGCGAGAGUGGCAGUGCGUGUGGUGGAAGGAAGGACGGGCAGGGAGGAGGGGUGGGAGGAGGGGUGUCAGAAGGGGCUUUCGUGGAAGCGAGGGGGGUGCGGCCGACAGCACGGGAGCGAGUGGAGAGGCAGAUGGAGGUGGCAGAGGCAGCAGUGAGAAUGCUCGUGGAGCGAUGCAAGGUUGAUGUUUCACAUGGCCAAGGAGCGUCUGUGCCGUCCUCAUUGGCUGAUGAUGCCCUCCACCAGAUGGAGCAGCUGCGCCAUGCAGUCCUGGACAUAACCAAGCCGCGCAAGCGCCUUCGAUUUGCAGACGAGCUUGGGAACGAGCUGAACCAUAUCCGUUUCAUUCAACCCAGGGGCCAAUCGCAGCGUGCCGCGCAGGCGUCAGUAACGGACCCCUUCUUCGAUCUGCUCCAGCCAUCCGCCUCAGCCCCUAAGCCCGCGCCUGGCGCUACCGCGUCGUCCGCGCUCACCAGCGGAUCUCCGCCGUCCAACGACCCCGCGUCGCCGUUCGUCCGCUCCCGCAGUCCUCCCGCCGACUCGGCCUUUCCAGGCUCCGCGUCACGCGGUGGCAUGACAAGCUCGUUUCCCGAAUCUGGAAAGCAUGGGAACAAUACCGGGGGUGGUGGGACUAGUGGCGGACUUGGUUCUGGCUUGUCUGAACUUGCUGGUGGUGGUGGUGGUUCUGGUGGCUCGUCCUUCAAUUUCCUCAGUUCGCAGGGCCCAACCCACUCCCAACCUCAGCAUCCCUCCCCACCUCAUCCAUCCUUUUCCACUGGAGACGGGGGCAUGGGCGGCGGCGGAAUGGUGGGUGCUAACCUGGGGGGAGGGGGCAGCAUGGGGGGAGCAGCAGGGGGAGCGGGAGGCGGGGGAGGCGCAGGGGGCGCGGGGGGCGCGGGGGGCGCGGGGAUGCGCGCAGCAGCAGCAGCGCGCGCGCCAGCGACAGCAGGGGACGUGGCGCAGGUGGCAGCGGAGGUCACCUCUGCCAUGGAGCACCUGCUGCAGCGCUUCUCCGAGGGCGUCUCUGCUGCUCUGGGGGACGCGAGCAGCAGGGUGCGGCGCGUGGAGGCGGCGGUGGCGGCGCUGCAAGGAGCGGUGGAUCGUGCUGCUGGGGAUGACGGGGAAAGGCACGCGGAGAUUGACUCGCGGCUUCGAUCCGUGGAAAACGUGCUUCUAGAGCGCCUGCUGCAGCGCUUGUCCGAGGGCGUCUCUGCCGCGCUGGGGGACGCGAGCAGCAGGGUGCGGCGUGUGGAGGCGGCAGUGGCGGCGCUGCAGGGGGCUGUGGACCGUAGUGCGGGCGAUGACGGAGAGAGGCACGCGGAGAUUGACUCGCGGCUUCGGUCGGUGGAGAAUGUGCUUCUAGAGCGCCUGCUGCAGCGCUUCUCCGAGGGCGUCUCUGCCGCGCUGGGGGACGCGAGCAGCAGGGUGCGGCGCGUGGAGGCGGCAGUGGCGGCACUGCAGGGGGCUGUGGACCGUGCUGCGGGGGAUGACGGGGAGAGGCACGCUGAGCUGGAUGGGCGGCUGCGAUCGGUUGAGAACGUGCUGCUAGAGGGCGCGGUGGACCGUGCUGCGGGGGAUGACGGGGAGAGGCAUGUGGAGCUGGAUGGGAGGCUGCGAUCUGUGGAGAACGUGCUCUUAGAGGUGAGUGUCUUCGACUCAAAAGUGAACGGCAGUGGUGGCGGCGCUGCAAGGAGCUGUGGACCGUGCUGCGGGGGACAAGGGGGAGAGGCACGCGGAAUUGGACGGGAGGCUGCGAUCUCUGGAGAACGUGUUGCUAGAGCGCCUGUUGCAGCGCUUCUCCAAGGGCGUGUCUGCCGCACGCCUCUCCCUCCAUCCUCCCCUCCCCCUGUAUGCACCACUCUGCCCUCUCCCCGCAUCCUCACCCACCAGGUGCAGCGCAACCUGCAGCUGAUGCAAGACAAGCACGAGCAUGCACAGACACAGCCCCCCCCCCCCCUUGCCUGUGUAACACUGUCCUCCCCCCACCCCUCCCCCCACCGCGUGCAUCAGGUGCAGCGCAAUCUGCAGGUGAUGCGGGACAAGCAGGAGCUGGCAGAGGCACAGGCGGAGCUUUCCAAGCUCAAGUUCCUCGCCCUCCCCGCCCCCCCCUCCGCCUCCUCCUCCUCCGCUGCUGCUGCUGCUGCUUCUGCUGCUGCUGCUGCCCCUCUGCCUCCACCACCAGUGGCUGAGCCAGCAUCAGCAGCAGCGCCAGUGCCUGCUGCUGCGUCCGCCCCUCCCGCUCCUGUCCCCUCUGCGCCCCCUGAAGCCUCCGCCCCUCCUCCUCCUUCCCCCAGCCCCUCUCCGCCUGCCCCUGCGCCUGCGCAAGCUCCUCCCCCUGCUCAGUACCAGGCACCCCCGCCACCACAGCAGCAGCAGCAGCAGCAGCAGCAGCAGCCAACCAUGCCGCCUCCUGCUCCCAUGGUUGCCCAACCCCCUCCCCCAUCCAUCCCCCCUACUGCCGGCCCGCCUAGUGGGUAUAGACGCUUGCCCAUGGCACAGCCUGUCAGCAGCAGUGGCAGCGGCGGGGGAGGGAGAGUGGGGAGCGGAGGGGGAGGGGGGGGUGGAGGGGGUGAUACAGCGAGAGUGCCUUUAGAUAAGGUGGUUGAUGACGUGGCAGCCAUGGGAUUCCCAAGGGAUAAGGUUCGCAUGGUGGUGCAGAGGCUUAUGGAGAGAGGCAAGUCGGUUGAUUUGAAUGCUGUGAUCGAUGAGGUGAUGAAUGGAGGGGGUGGGGCUGGGGGGGGAGGAGGAUGGUAUGGGCGGUGA
This is a messenger RNA of Closterium sp. Yama58-4, 4236 nucleotides long. NCBI's taxonomy places the organism in Eukaryota, Viridiplantae, Streptophyta, Zygnematophyceae, Desmidiales, Closteriaceae. The record is from the annotation of a GenBank genome assembly.